CGACCAGUCCUCCAGCAAAGAAGCUGCGGGUAAAGUGGACGGCGGACAGUCACAACCGUGGUAAGCUUCGUGACUUACGAAUCAUUCCCUCUGUACAUAUGCCCUCAUGGGGCUGUACGAGACGACACCCGGCAUCCCACGUGAUCUUCAACUCUAUCGUGUUGGCAAUUGCACUCCACCGUACCACGGGCACUUGAUUUCGCAAGGCGCCGCGGCCCAAACCGACGUCGUGACCGUGUUUGGUGAUGGAAUCGGACCUGCGCUUUCGCCGAUAUUUUAACUUGACUGUUUCUCAGCCCCAGCAUCCACAAUUCUCACCCACAACUGGAACGAGCACCAGUGAUUCCAAUGCAAAUGGCGGUCGUGCACAAUUAAGAUAUGUUCUGGCUUACACGAUGCUAUGUAAGCAUGAGGUAAAGUAUCAGCCGCACGCUCCAUCGUUGUAUAUGUAUACCGCCGCGCCUGACGUUCAUCAAUUCAAACAUCGCAAUGGCGCCCUCUCUCACCAUUCUAGAGCUUGCACAGUCCAUUCUCAAGGAUGCCACCGUCCUAGAUCAACACUUCCAAUCGCAUGGCCUCCCCCAGCCCUCCUUUGACAAGGAUGGGCCCAGUAUGGUCGCUUUCCGCGAUCCCGAAACAUCACAGGCCCAUGAAAGGCUGCUGUCGUCGACCAAGGCUCUGCAACUACUCGCUCGAGGGCCGGUGAACGCGAUCAAUGUCCCUCAUUGGAUGGCAACCAACGCCGCUGCGAUAUCGGUGAUUGACGGCUUCAACAUCUCUGAGCGUGUUCCUUUGGAUGGCCAAGUGUCAUACGAAGAACUCUCGACGGCCGUGGGCAUUCCUCGCACCGAUCUCAAAUCCAUCUUACGGAUGGCCAUGACCGACUUUGUCUUUCAUGAGCCCAGCCCGGGGUUCGUAGCCCACACCGCGGCGUCGAGAGUCCUCGUAGACAGCCCUCUCGCUAGAGCACUGGUCAAGAUAAACAUCGACGAAAUGAUGCCAGCGAUGAGCAAGCUCCGAGACGCUCUGCUACAGCACCCGGGCUCUCAAGAACCCCAGCAAUCAGCACGGUCGCUCGAGAACAACGCGAAGCUUCCCCUUUUCGAUGAACUGGCUGCCCGUCAUCCAGCUCGCGCGGCCACUUUCGCGCGGGCAAUGGAAAACUAUGCUUCCAGGAUUCCUGCCAGCAUGGUAACAAGCGCAGUGGACUGGGCGAGCUAUGGUGAGGCAGUGGUGGUGGAUGUCGGCGGAGGCAAAGGACCUGCGGCAAUCGCCCUAGCACAAGCGUUCCCCAAGCUGAACAUCAUCGUGCAAGAUCUAGGGCAUGUCUGUGCGCAAGGUCGCGAGCAGCUCCCCGAAGAUGUCAAGGGCAGUGUGAGCUUCGAGGAACACGACUUCUUCACGCCACAACCGAUGCGAGACAUCGAUGUCUUCUACAUCCGCGCCGUCUUCCACAAUUGGCCAGACAAAUACUGCAUCGAGAUCCUCCGCAAUCUGAUUCCCGGCUUGAAGAAGGGCUCGAGAGUCGUGAUACAGGAUCCCAUGUUCCCAGAGAGCGGCAAACUCUCCCCCUUUGCGGAAGAGUUCGCCAUCGCUGGCGAUCUACGGAUGAUGGCUUUGUUCAACUCUCACGAUCGAGAGGUGAAGGAGUGGGUGGAAUUGGUCGCAAAGGCUGAUCCGCGGUUCCAAUUUCGCCAUGUCGGUUCACUAGUCAACCCAGUGAGCAAGAUGGGGACUUUCGAAAUCACUUGGCAAGGAUGAGAUAGUACUGUGUCGUAUGAUAAGUUUGCUCUCGUUCGAAGAGGUGAAUUCAUGGUUGUGGAC
Messenger RNA from Neohortaea acidophila, 1824 nucleotides. Its product is annotated as S-adenosyl-L-methionine-dependent methyltransferase. Gene Ontology annotation, molecular function: O-methyltransferase activity. The coding region runs from base 490 to 1761 and encodes 423 amino acids. NCBI's taxonomy places the organism in Eukaryota, Fungi, Ascomycota, Dothideomycetes, Mycosphaerellales, Teratosphaeriaceae. The record is from RefSeq and is a predicted model, not a curated record. The transcript is spliced from 5 exons.